ACCAACAUUGUUAGAGGAGAUUGGUCUGGAAGAAAUUUAUAAAAGAGAGAGAAAUAACGGAAUUAUUGUCGGGAAUCCAGGAGAAAAGAAGUUGGGAGAUAUACUAUUAUUAUUGAGUAAAGAAGAAAAAAAAAGUAAAUGCAAUAAAGCGUUAGAAAAAUGUAAUGAAUUAGGGUUUCUGACUGUUGAAUUUAAAACUUUAUGUCAAGAUGGUGAAAAAGAAAAUAAGUGCGAAAGCUUAAUAAAUGUUACUACUAGAUGUUCAGAUUUCAGAAAAAGGCUUUACAUAAAGAAUAUAUCUACAUAUGCUACUGAACAGGACGCAGAAACUAUUUUAUGGCAUUCACUUCCGAGAUCACUUACUAAGGAGGAAUGUAUAAAGUUUGAAUCAGAAUGUUUCUAUUUAGAAAAUAUAUGUUCAAAUAUACUUAAAAAAACGUGCAAGAAUCUGAGAGUAGCAUGUUAUAAAAAAGCGCAAGAAGAUAUGCUCUUUGAAUUAUCUAAAGAUCUCUUGCACGGGAUACUUAAUUCAAAUUCUAAUCAUGAAAAUCUUAAAGAAUGCCAAAAGGUAGUACUAGAGAAUUGUAGAAAGCUUAAGGAAAGUAAAGAAUAUAUUUCAAGAUGUCUUAAACCAAAACAACUAUGUCUUGAAUUUGAGGAGGAUAUUUUGACUCUAUCGGAAGGAUUAAAACAAAUUUUGGAAAUGAAGCGAGAUUCUUUUACAAAAAAAGAGUGCGUUGAAUUAAAAAGAAGCUGCGAAGAUCUUGAAAAGGAUUCAAAUGUAAACUAUCAGAACUGCAUUAAAUUGAAUCUACGCUGCAAAUAUUUAGAAGUCGCGGAAGAAUUCAAGAAUAUAUUUUUAAAAGAAGAAAAAGAUAUAUUAGGAAAUCAAGAAAAUUGUGAAAAGGCUCUGAAAGAGAAAUGUGAUGGAAUAUUUAAAAAGAAAGUAAAUCCAUUUAGCAUUUCAUGUGUUUUACAGAAAGAAACAUGUCAAACUAUAGUCAAAGAGACGGAAAAUCAGUGUCGUAUUCUUAAAGAGAACAUAGAAAAACAGAAAAUUUUGGAUAAAGAAAACGGAAAAGAAAAUGAAACAUCACUUGAAGAAAUAUGUUUAUUAUGGAGUCCAUAUUGCAAUCAGCUUAUGGAAAAUUGUCCAAGGCUAUUGAAAGAAGAAAGUAAUGGCACUGGUGGAGUUUGUUUAAAACUUAAAGAGAAAUGUAGCCCAUUCUGGACAAUGAAGCACUUGGACGAUGAAUUGACUCAUAAAUUGAAAGGAAAUUUAAGUGAUAAUGCUAAAUGUAAACUAGCGUUAGGAAGCUAUUGUACUCAAUGGAAAACUGGAACGAAUAAUACGUUAAAAAAUCAGUGUAAUACUGAUGAAAAUAAGAGUGUUCAAGAUGAAAUUUGUAAAAGAUUAGUACAAAAAAUAGCGAAAGAAUGUCCAACUCUAAAAAUAAAUUUAGAAAAGGCGGAAAAAGAAUUACAAGACAAAGAAAAAGAAUAUGAAAAACUAAAAAAAAAGGCAGAAGAAGCUAUGAGUAAGAGCGGGUUACUCUUAUCAAGACCUAAAGAAAGUUUGGAUCAACAAAAUAUAUCAUCAAGUGCACCGAACAACAAUGCACUUAUGUCAUCUGUUUUGCCGAAGAAUUUUUUAAGCAAACUAAUAAAUACCAAAACAAAACUUAGACUUAUUCGAAAAGCAUAUGUAAAUAUUGAAAUUUCUGAAGUAGAGAGAGAAGCGUUUGAUGCAGUGGAGAGGGCAUUGGAAUUGUAUUUAGAGCUGAAAGAAAAAUGCAGAAUCUUGCAAUUGGACUGUGGUUUUAGGGAAGAUUGCCUAACGCAUAAACCGGUCUGUGAAAAAAUAGACAAUUUAUGUAAACUGAAGUCAUUGGAAAUUAAACCUCAUUAUACAACAAUAAUAACAUCAGGAACAUCACUUUCUAGUGUAACAACAGUAACAGGAGAUGAAAAAACGAUAGAAAGGACAAUAGAAGGACAGCCCAGCACAAUAACAAUAAUAAGAACAAAGAUUAUACAAGGAAAUUCUACAUCACUUUGCAAUAUAGAUACGCAAGCAACAAAUACAUUAUUUCAUACGAGUACAGUGACAAGCACAGUGACAAGCAUACUGACAAGCAGAUAUACAGUGACAUCGACUCUAAGAUUGACGUCAACGGAAAAAUGUAAACCUACAAAAUGUACCACCGAUUCAACCAAAGAGACGCAGAAAGGAGAAGAAGGAGGAAGAAAAGAAGGAAGAGAAGAAGGAAGAGAAGAAGAAGUGAAACCGAACGAGGGGAUAAAAAUAAAAGUUACCGAGAUGAUUAAAAUAAUGUUUUUGGGAGUGAUUGUUAUGGGGAUGAUGUAA
Messenger RNA from Pneumocystis carinii B80, 2368 nucleotides. RefSeq lists its product as hypothetical. NCBI's taxonomy places the organism in Eukaryota, Fungi, Ascomycota, Pneumocystomycetes, Pneumocystales, Pneumocystaceae. The record is from RefSeq and is a predicted model, not a curated record. The annotation marks the transcript as partial. The transcript has a single exon.